Molecule: messenger RNA, 5829 nt
Organism: Oncorhynchus masou masou (cherry salmon)
Lineage: Eukaryota; Metazoa; Chordata; Actinopteri; Salmoniformes; Salmonidae
Gene: cdr2a
Product: cerebellar degeneration-related protein 2a
Exons: 6
Coding region: 3606-4736 (376 amino acids)
Source: RefSeq, a predicted model, not a curated record
CUUGCUGGACCGGAACCAUGAGUUGGAGCAGGGGCUGCAGCAGAUGUACUCCACCAACCAGGAGCAGCUGCAGGAGAUUGAGGUGGACUCCAAGUUGUAGACACAUCUCAAGCAUGAUCAAUGGAAACAGGAUGCACCUGAGCUCAAUUUCAAGUCUCGUAGCGAAGGUUCUGAAUACUUAUGUAAAUAAGGUAUUUCUGUUUUUUAUUUGACUCAAUUUGCAAAAAUGUCUAAACCUGUUUUCACUUUGUCAUUAUGGGGUAUUCUGUGUAGAUUGCUGAGGAUUUUUUGUUUGUUUUGUAUUUAAUCAAUUUUAGAAUAAUGCUGUAACAUAACAAAGAUUGCUGAGGAUUUUUUGUUUGUUUUGUAUUUAAUCAAUUUUAGAAUAACGCUGUAACAUAACAAAAUGUGGAAAAAGUCAAGGGGUCUGAAUACUUUCCGAAGGAACGGCACCUGUCCUGUAUGUAAACAAAAACAGGACUUUGGUGUUCAAAAGCAAUAAGAAGCUUAGCUCAACUGUAUGACGUCAUUAGGAAACAACCCUACGCACAGACCAACAAGUCCACCAAUGGGAGCGGACAGUCCACAUUGACAAAUCUCUCCCCCAAAUCUCUUUUCUUGUCAGGCUCUUCCGAUCGUUAGUUUCCUCUCGUUAAAUGGGAUCAAGUGAAAGCCUGUCUGGAUUAGCUCAUGACUUAAUUGGUCCUUGGCAUGGUGCAUUGCAUGGACAGGUAUUUGUCUGACUAUCUUUAAGGCACCUUUAGGACACCUUUCACCUCCUCUCUGUAAGCAGAGCAGUGGCCAACAGCUUUAUGCUUCCUUCAGUAGCCAAAGGCUUAAGUCAAGGUAGUGAACUUUCACAUGGUUACUACUGAUGUUAUCCUGCCUCUCAACACAGAGUAUCUAAGGCUGUGUUUAGACAGCAGAGCCUAAGAGAACUUGGUGUGCAAAUGCUCUUUCCUGCCUCGCACCUCAUGAUAUAUGAUGGUGUGUUCAACGACCUCCAUUUUGGGGUUGCCUAAUAGUACCCUCACUAUAUUCACGGGAUGUAUCCUGCUGAGUACUCACACACACAUGUUCUCAGUUAGGGUGGUGGUACAAACAACAUGACAUUUUCGUAUCAGACCUUUCUGCCUUUCCUCCAUCAUCCUGACUAGUGACCACUUAAGUAUGAACUCCUUGCUUGUUCACAAGUGUCGACUUGCGCUAUAGGCGCCGGGCAUGCGGCACAGGUCUGAUUUGUACAGUAAUUUCCAAACAAAUAAGUAUGAACAGAUCUGUACAAAGAUUAGCAAAUAUGUGCACUGCACAGGUGCUAGCUUUGGGCGACCAUGGUGGAACAAGCAGUAUGUGUUCGGUGAGCAGUCUCAACGAGUUCACACACAGGUGAUGCAUUCAAAGGGUGUUCAGGUGCAAACGUGUUCGUUCAGCACACAACCAACCACAGGGGAUUUUAACAUUGACCAAAAAUGUCAAUUCCACAGUAACAGAAUGAUGCUGAGACUCCCAAUUUUCCACUUUCAAAUGUACGAAAAAUAAAAACCAAUGAUCGCAAAGUUAAAAAAAAAUAAAAACGUAGAAAGGACAACUUUUAACAAUUUCCACAGAAAAUUACAAAAACAUGUUUACUUGAAGAACAGUGCAGAGGCAAUGUUUGGUAACAGAAUGACGGCACAAACAGCAGAGACCAUCAUUUUGUUACCGUGGAAUAGCUCAAGAGGAGCCUAAGACCGGGUACAGACACCACAUAUAGAUAUGGUCAGAUACAUGGGAUUACAAUUCUAAGCCCUGAAGGCAUUGGCCUCAUAAUAAGCACUGUAAAGAAUUUUAAGAUCCUUUGUUGACCUGCUGUCAGCUAGAUGGUCUCUCCAGUAAUUAAAAUAGAACGGGACAGUUGGUUCAGUCAGUAAUAGUCGGACAUCCUGGGGUUAAACGUCAAGGCAGAGGUCUUAGACUAGAGGGUUAAAACCUCUAUAGGAUCGGUGCCCCCCCCUCCCCGCUGGACGGUUGAGCUAACGUGCGCUAAUGUGAUUAGCAUGACGUUGUAAGUAACAAGAACAUUUUCCAGGACAUAGCUAUGUCUUACAUGGGCAUAAAGCUUAAAUUCUUGUUCAUCCAACUGCACUGUCUAAUUUACAGUACCUAAUACAGUGAAAUAAUACCAUGCUAUUGUUUGAGGAGAGUGCACAGUUAUGAACUUAAACGUUUCAAUUAACCGAUUUGGGCAGACUUGAUACAUUUUGAACAGUAAUGCAACGGUUCAUUGGAUCAGUCUAAAACUUUACACAUACUGCUGCCAUCUAGUGACCAAAAUCUAAAUUGCGCCUAGAGUUCUAAGUCAUGUAAUGGCCUUAUUAUUGCAUUUCAAAGAUGAUGGAACAAAAAGAGACUGCAUGUUUUUUUUAUUUGUAUUAUCUUUUACCAGAUCUAUUAUGUUCUAUUCUCCUACAUUAAUUUCACAUUUCCACAAACUUUAAAGUGUUUCCUUUCAAAUGGUAUCAAGAAUAUGCAUAUCCUUGCUUCAGGUCCUGAGCUACAGACAGUUAGAUUUGGGUUUGUCAUUUUAGGUGAAAAAUGAAAAAAAGGAUUGGAUCCUUUAACAGAGGAAUAUAGGCUUUUUAUUUUCAGCUAAUGGUUAGAUGGAUAUGUAAAGUUCAAUGUACUAUUGUCACCUAUUCAACUACUGUGACUGUGUUAUUCAUCUGUCAGUAUUGUGACACUGCUAUUGUUUUUCACUUUGGACUCUUAAGAUCUUUGUACAUUUUUGACUGCAAGAUCAGUAAAGUAUAUUGUAAUUAUUCGCCUACCUCCUCAUGCCUUUUGCACACAAUGUAUAUAGACUUUCUUUUUUUCCUACUGUGUUAUUGACUUGUUUACUCCAUGUGUAAAUCUGUUAUCUGUUCACACUGCUUUGCUUUAUCUUGGCCAGGUCUCAGUUGUAAAUGAGAACUUUUUCUCAACUAGCCUAACUGGUUAAAUAAAGGUGAAAAAAAUAAUUCAAUAAAUCUUUCACAUGUAAUUGAACCAGCUCAAAGUUCCAUUGAUGUAUUUUUCAACUGAAGUGUCUCUCUGAAGGAGAUCCCUGAGUGAUUUGGGUUAGGGCUUUAUCCUCCUAUGCCUCGUCUGCCAGUCAGUUAAUAUCAAAAUCUAAUGAUUUGAAUUAGACGUGAUGGUUAAGCCUAAAUUCGAGGGCACACGGGGAUCACUUAGGAGUCCUUCAACAAGUGGCAGUGACCCAUCCUGAUAAUGCUAAGUGGUAUAUGUCCCAGCUCCAUGCUUGCAUAAAGUAGUCUGGUCACAAAGCCAGUGUUUUGCCAGUUCAAAAGUGUGUUCGGUGCUACUGGUCCUCUUCACUGACCUGUUUCUUAAUGGAUCAUUGAUCUGAGAAUCGAAUUGCAAGAAUAAGAGGACUCGCAUACUGUAUCAGUCAUAAUGGAACCAUAAUUAAAUGCUUGAUCAAUACUUACAUACAGUAAACUCUAUCACAUGACAAACGCUGGACCCUAUUAGUGGACCCAAAAACUGUUCUAUCCAUCCUAUUUCAAUGGCAAUUACCUUUGACCUCCUCCCAGUACCUGACUAAGCAGGUGGAUUUGCUGAGGCAAAUGAAUGACCAGCAUGCUAAGGUAUACGAGCAGCUAGAUGUGGCGGCCAGAGACCUGGAGCAGGGCAACCACAGGCUGAUUCUGGACAACCGCGUCGCCCAGCAGAGGAUCAACUGCCUGACAGAAACAAUCAACAGUCUUGAGACCCACAUGGAGGACUUGCAGACCCAGGUGGAGGAGCUGAAGAUAGCCCAGUCUGACCGGAGCAGGAGAGAACUGGCCGAACAGAGACACAACCUCGGAGCACAGAGUGUGUCCUGCCUCAAGGAGCUGUAUGACCUGCAGAAAGACAAGUACAUGGCCUAUGAGAGCCUGCGUGUGGAGCAUUCCUGGCCAGCAAGGAAGGAGUCCUGUCAGGACCCCGACCCCGAUGAGGAGAACUCUGUGCUCCAGCGCUCCAUCCAGACCCUGCAGGCUGUUCUGGCCUCUGAGCGGGGGAAGCGGGAGGCAGCGGAACAGGAGACUGAGCUGACUGCCAGGGAGAACGGGGCUCUGGAGCAGCAGCUGGCCCUGCUGGAGGGCUGCCGGGCUAGGCAGAGGGAGCUGGAGGCAGAGGUCGAGGAGCUACGGCAGCUGUGGCAGGCCGACUACGCCAACAUCGUCAGGAGACCUGACCGGCUACUGCUGCCUGACACUGUCUUCUUCGCCCCAGAGGAGAAGCCCAGUCUGGUACAAAAGGAGGAGGAAGUGGGGGAGCAGGGGAGGCGCAGCCUGCAGAGGUGCAACAGCGAAAGUGUUCUGAAGGGGACACUAGCAGACGACAUCCGGCGGGGGCAUGAGCGUACAUGUAUCAGAAGAGCAGAGGCGGUGAAGCAGAGAGGAAUCUCCCUGCUCAAUGAGGUGGACGCCCAGUAUAGUGCACUGCAGGUCAAAUACGAGGAGCUUCUGCGGCGCUGCCAGCUGGGGGCAGACGGGCUCAGUCACAAGGCCGUGCAGACACCCCACAGUUCCCACGGCACUGUCAGUUACCCCCGACGGCGCCUCUCAAGCUCGGCCACCUCCAUCGGGCUCCCAGCUGUCCCCGAAGACAACGGGCCUCAGCCGGAGUACAAGGCCCUUUUCCAGGAGAUCUUCACCUGCAUCCAGAAGACCAAAGAGGACCUAAGUGAGAACAAGUGUCCGGGUCAUUGACUCUGGGGACAGUGAUGGCAGUAUUUGUUCUUUCUGCACCUUUGAAUUAACUGCUCAAGAAGAUAUUGCUAUAGGAGAGGGCCUCAAAUAGCAGAUUCCAAAGGGUGUGUGCGCACGUGCACUAACACCUGUACCUCUUAUACAACAUGUGCCCUGUUGUCUCCUUCAGUCCUGUCAACGCUAUCACCUCGACAAGCUCCGAUGGUUUCAUAAGCACUUCUUAUCUACUGUCCAUCCCUUUGACUACUUUCCAUCCUUAUCUACAAGUUUGUUUUUGACGCAAACAUAUCCAGGUCAGAGGUUGAUAAAUGGAUUGUUUGAGUCCUGAUGCUAUCGCCUCUUAGCAUCCGACUGCUCUUAUGCCUCAUUUAGCUCGAUUUAGAUGGCACCACCUCUUCACUUGAAGUCAAUGGGUGCAGUAAUAUUAGCAACCAGGGUUUUUCUAUUCUUUUGUUUUCUACUAAAUUCAAGUAAUCAUAGCAUUUAGAAUGGUAUGUGUAUGUACCAUAGAUUUGUCUUGCAGCUUAAUGAGUAGGCCUACGCUGUGUUUGAAAGUGUUUGUUUGUACGCUGAUACCACGUACAGAACCACCAUUGUACAGAUCUUGAACUUGCUUAGACUAUCUAGCAGUCUGUGUUCAAUCCACUUAGUGUUAAGUCUGUCGGGGGAGCCAUACCUUUUGUGCACACUGUACAUAUUGCCAAAUUAUAGAUUUAACUACAUCUGUGGACCUUUUUAUUAUGCCAACUUAAGAGUACUGGACUGGAUGGAGUACUUUAUAGAUGCACUAUAUAUAUAUCUAGAUCUCCACACAAAAGUAUGUGGACACCCAUUCAAAUGAGUGGAUUUGUUUAUUUCAGCCACACCUGUUAGCAACAGGUGUAUAAAAUCGAGCACACAGCCAUGCAAUCUCCAUAGACACACAUUGGCAGUAGAAUGGCCUUACUGAAGAGCUGUGUGACUUUCAAAGUGGCACCGUCAUAGGAUGCCUCAUCAAAUUUCUGCCCUGGCAGACCUGCCCAGGUCAACUAAGUGCUGUUAUUGUGAAGUGAAAACAUCUAGGAGCAUCAACGGUUCAGCCGCGAAGUGGUAG